Sorex araneus (European shrew) is the source of this 5236-nucleotide messenger RNA. RefSeq names its product jagged canonical Notch ligand 2 (gene JAG2). Bases 49 to 3717 code for a protein of 1222 amino acids. Gene Ontology annotation, cellular component: protein-containing complex; plasma membrane. The transcript has 26 exons. NCBI's taxonomy places the organism in Eukaryota, Metazoa, Chordata, Mammalia, Eulipotyphla, Soricidae. Gene Ontology annotation, molecular function: calcium ion binding; Notch binding. The record is from RefSeq and is a predicted model, not a curated record. Gene Ontology annotation, biological process: cell communication; multicellular organism development; heterophilic cell-cell adhesion.
GGCCGGGCCGGGCCGGGCGCGCGGCGGCGGCGGCGGGCGCGCGGGGCGAUGCGGGCGCGGGGUCGGGGGCGCCUGCCCCGGCGGCUGCUGCUGCUGCUGGCGCUCUGCGUGCAGGCGGCGCGGCCCCUGGGCUAUUUCGAGCUGCAGCUGAGCGCGCUGCGGAACGCCAACGGGGAGCUGCUGAGCGGCGCCUGCUGCGACGGCGACGGCCGGACGACGCGCGCGGGGGGCUGCGGCCGCGACGAGUGCGACACGUACGUGCGCGUGUGCCUGAAGGAGUACCAGACCAAGGUGACGCCCACGGGGCCCUGCAGCUACGGCCACGGCGCCACGCCCGUGCUGGGCGGCAACACCAUCUACCUGCGGCCGGACGGCGCGGCGGGGGAGCGGGCGCGCGCGCGGGCCCGGCCGGGCGGCGCCCCGGACCCGGGCCUCGUCGUCAUCCCCUUCCAGUUCGCCUGGCCGCGCUCCUUCACACUCAUCGUGGAGGCCUGGGACUGGGACAACAGCAGCACGCCCGAUGAGGAGCGGCUCAUCGAGCGCGUGUCGCACGCGGGCAUGAUCAACCCCGAGGACCGCUGGAAGAGCCUGCGCUUCAGCGGCCACGUGGCACACCUGGAGCUCAGCAUCCGCGUGCGCUGCGGCGAGAACUACUACAGCGCCGCCUGCAACAAGUUCUGCCGGCCGCGCCACGACUUCUUCGGCCACUACACCUGCGACCAGUACGGGAACAAGGCCUGCCUGGACGGCUGGAUGGGCAAGGAGUGCGAGCACGCCGUGUGCAAGCAGGGCUGCAGUCUGCUCCACGGGAGCUGCACCGUGCCCGGGGAGUGCAGGUGCAGCUACGGCUGGCAGGGGCGGCUCUGUGACGAGUGUGUGCCGUACCCCGGCUGCGUGCACGGCAGCUGUGUGGAGCCCUGGCAGUGCAACUGCGAGACCAACUGGGGCGGCCUGCUCUGCAACAAAGACCUGAAUUACUGUGGGAACCAUCGCCCCUGCAUCAACGGGGGCACAUGCAUCAACGCUGAGCCCGACCAGUACCGCUGCGCGUGCCCUGAUGGUUACUCGGGCAAGAACUGCGAGCGUGCCGAGCAUGCCUGCGCCUCCAACCCCUGUGCCAAUGGCGGUUCCUGCCAUGAGGUGCCCUCGGGCUUCGAGUGCCACUGCCCGUCCGGCUGGAGCGGGCCCACCUGCGCGCUCGACAUCGACGAGUGCGCCUCCAGCCCGUGCGCUGCGGGGGGCACCUGCGUGGACCAGGUGGACGGCUUUGAGUGCCUGUGCCCGGAGCAGUGGGCCGGGAGCACCUGCCAGCUGGACGCCAAUGAGUGUGACGGGCGGCCGUGCCUUAAUGCUUUUUCUUGCAAAAACCUGAUUGGUGGCUAUUACUGUGAUUGCCUCCCGGGCUGGAAGGGCGCCAACUGCCAUAUCAACAUCGACGACUGUCGCGGGCAGUGCCAGCAUGGUGGGACCUGCAAGGACCUGGUGGACGGCUACCAGUGUGCAUGUCCGCGGGGCUACGGUGGCCGGCACUGCGAGCUGGAGGUGGACCCGUGUGCCAGCAGCCCCUGCCUCGCCGGGGGGCUCUGCGAGGGCGUGGCGGGGAGCUUCCGCUGCCACUGCCCCAAGGGCUUCUCCGGGCUGCUCUGUGAGGUGGACAUCGACUUCUGCGAGCCCAGCCCCUGCCAGAACGGCGCUCACUGCUACGACCUGGAGAGCGACUACUACUGCGCAUGCCCCGAGCACGUGGGCGGCAAGAACUGCUCGGUGCCCCGCGAGCCGUGCCCAGGAGGGGCCUGUGAAGUGAUCGACAGCUGCAGCUUCCAGGCGGGGCCCCGAGGGGCUGGUGCUCUGCCCUCCGGCUUGUGUGGCCCCCACGGACACUGUGUCAGCCUGCCCAGGGGCAACUUCUCGUGCGUCUGCGACAGUGGCUUCACGGGCACGUACUGCCAUGAGAACAUUGACGACUGCCUGGGCCAGCCUUGCCGCAACGGCGGCACGUGCAUCGACGAGGUGGAUGCCUUCCGGUGCUUCUGCCCCAGCGGCUGGGAGGGCGAGCUGUGUGACACCAAUCCCAACGACUGCCUCCCUGAUCCCUGCCACAGCCGCGGCCGCUGCUACGACCUCGUCAACGACUUCUACUGUGCCUGCUCUGAGGGCUGGAAGGGCAAGACCUGCCACUCUCGUGAAUUCCAGUGUGACGCCUAUACCUGCGCCAACGGCGGCACGUGCUAUGACAGUGGCGACACCUUCCGUUGUGCCUGCGCCCCUGGCUGGGAGGGCAGCACAUGCAGUGUGGCCCAGAACAGCAGCUGUCUGCCUGACCCGUGUGCCAACGGGGGCACGUGUGUGGGCAGCGGCGACUCCUUCUCCUGCAUCUGCCGAGACGGCUGGGAGGGCCGUACCUGCACACACAACACCAAUGACUGCAGCCCCCUGCCUUGCUACAACGGCGGCGUCUGCGUGGACGGCGUGAACUGGUUCCGCUGCGAGUGUGCGGCCGGCUUCGCGGGUCCCGACUGCCGCAUCAACAUCGACGAGUGCCUGUCCUCGCCCUGUGCGUACGGGGCCACCUGCGUGGACGAGAUCAACGGCUAUCGCUGCAGCUGCCCGCCGGGACGCUCAGGCCCUCGGUGCCAGGACGUGGUGGUGUUCGGGAGGUCUUGCUGGUCACAGGGCGUGCCCUUUCCUCACGGGAGCGCUUGGCUGGAGGACUGUAACAGCUGCCGCUGUCUGGACGGCCGCCGGGACUGCAGCAAGGUGUGGUGUGGCCGGAAGCCUUGCCUGCUGGCCGGCCGGCCCGAUGCCCUGAGUGCCCAGUGCCCUCCCGGGCAGCAGUGCCUGCAGAGGGCGCCGGGCCAGUGCCUGCAGCCGCCCUGUGCGGCCUGGGGUGAGUGUGGCGCGCAGGAGCCCCUGCUGCCCCGCACCCCGUGUCUGCCGCGCUCUGGCCACCUGGACAACAACUGUGCCCGCCUGACGCUGCGCUUCGACCACAGCCAGGUGCCCCAGGGCACCACUGUGGGCGCCAUCUGCUCGGGCAUCCGGGCUCUGCCCGCAGCGAGGGCUGUGGCCCGCGACCGCCUGCUCGUGCUGCUCUGUGACAGGCCGGCGUCAGGGGCCAGUGCCGUGGAGGUGGCCAUGUCCUUCAGCCCAGCAUGGGACCUGCCGGACAGCAGCCUCAUCCAGAGUGCGGCGCACGCCAUCGUGGCUGCCGUCACGCAGCGCGGGAACAGCUCUGUGCUGCUGGCCGUCACCGAGGUCAAGGUGGAGACGGUGGUGAUGGGCAGCUCCUCCGGGGUGCUGGUGCCCGUGCUGUGUGGCGUGUUCAGUGUGCUGUGCUUGGCGUGCGUGGCCAUCUGUGUGUGGUGGACCCGCAAGCGCAGGAAAGAGCGGGAGAGGAGCCGGCUGGCCCCCGAGGACGGCGCCAACAACCAGUGGGCUCCGCUGAACCCCAUCCGCAACCCCAUUGGGCCGGGCAGCUCCAGCACAGGCGCCCGCAAGGCCGUGCUAUACCCCUGCAAGAGCUUCCCGGCAGCACCGCACAGGGGCCCCGCGGAGGACGAGGACGACGAGCCCAGCCGGGGGCAGGCCUGCCCGGAGGUGGAGAAGUUCCUCCCGCAUAAAUGCACCAAAGAGCCCGGCUGCUCGCCCGGGAGAACCGCCCGCUGGGCUCCAGGCCCCAAAGUGGACAACCGUGCGGUCAGGAGCAGCCGCGAGUAGGAUGGGGGGGCAGGACUCUCGCCGGGGGCGCCUGGCACCACCGCCCCCGGGAGGCCAAGGUCGUGUGCAAAGUUUCUUUAUUUUGUGUAAAAAACACCAAAAACAAAAAACAAAUGUUUAUUUUCUACGUUUCUUUUACCUUGUAUAAAUUAUUUGAUAAUUGUCAGCGGAAAACAAUGGAGUAUUCUCGGAUAGUUGCUAUUUUUGUAAAGCUUCUGCGUGUGGCACUGUGGCUGCAGGCGGCAGGGGGCCGCUCGCAGCCGAGUCAGACGCUCUUCCCAGAGGCUGUGCACUGUUUACAGAAUCUUCCUUUGAUUCCUCACCUGGGGGUCUCUCGACUCCAGGCCAAAGAGCCAGUGGGCCCACAGCGGAAGUGUGGCCUGUGGCAGACUGUGACCCGUGGCAGACAGUGGCCAUGGUUCAGUGAGGCCCGUAGCAGACAGUGACCAUGGUUCAAUGUGGCCCGUGGCGGACGGUGGCCAUGGGUCAGUGAGGCCCGUGGCGGACGGUGGCCACGGGUCAGUGUGGCCUGUGGUGGACGGUGGCCACGGUUCAGUGAGGCCUGUGGCGGACGGAGGCCACAGUUCAGUGAGGCCCGUGGCGGACGGAGGCCACAGUUCAGUGAGGCCCGUGGCAGACAGUGGCUACAGUUCAGUAAGGUCCGUGGCAGACGGUGGCCACGGUUCAGUGUGGCCCGUGGCGGACGGUGGCCAUGGUUCAGUGAGGCCCGUGGCAGACAGUGGCCACAGUUCAGUAAGGUCCGUGGCAGAUGGUGGCCACAGUUCAGUGUGGCCCAUGGCGGAUGGUGGCCAUGGUUCAGUGAGGCCCGUGGCGGAUGGUGGCCACGGUUCAGUGUGGCCCGUGGCAGACGGUGGCCACGGUUCAGUGAGGCCCGUGGCGGACGGUGGCCACGGUUCAGUGUGGCCCGUGGUGGAUGUGGCCAUGGUUCAGUGAGGCCCGUGGCAGACGGUGGCCACGGUUCAGUGUGGCCCGUGGCAGACGGUGGCCACGGUUCAGUGAGGCCCGUGGCGGACGGUGGCCACGCUUCAGUGUGGCCCGUGGCGGACGGUGGUUCAUGGGUCAGUGUGGCCUGUGGGUCAGUGGCCCAUAGCUGUUGGUCAGACCUGGGUCCUGCAGUGUCGCAUGGGUCAUCAGAACCGUGUUAAUGUGGCCCGUGGUUGUUGACGGGACCUCUGCCUGGUUAAUGGGCCAUGGGCGCCAUGGGACUGGGCACAACACCCGGCUAUGAGCAGGGCCGAGGCCUGCUCUGUCCUGUUCGGCCUCUUCGCUCGCUCGCUCUGCUGGACUCCGCCUGUCCACUCUGCUUUCGGAAGUGCCCUUCCUGACUGCCCUGCGCCCGAGACGGGACGGGGCAGCUCACGGCUGUGACAAGUGCCUUCACGUGGACUCUCCCUCACAGCUGCGGGCAUUGCCGCGGGCGCCACCUCGUGACAGCGCAUUUCUGUGAAUAUGUACAUAUUAAACGGAUCACUCUGUAUAUUUGAUUUCAUAACUUAAA